Penicillium brevicompactum is the source of this 693-nucleotide messenger RNA. Its product is annotated as F-box domain protein. Bases 1 to 693 code for a protein of 230 amino acids. The record is from RefSeq and is a predicted model, not a curated record. Lineage: Eukaryota; Fungi; Ascomycota; Eurotiomycetes; Eurotiales; Aspergillaceae. The transcript has a single exon.
AUGUGGUUUCGUGUCAUGGAGGGUGUGACUAGCUACCUGAUCACGGUAUCCCCCAGUCUUCGCCUGGACGAGCACCUGGCAUCCUCCGCUCUGCCUUUGCCCAGUGAGAGUUGGGAAAAAACAGACAGCUUCCGCAUCGUCGCCCGUAAGACGAAUCUCGAGGAAGCCCGAACCUCCUUCCUUACCUGUGAUAUAGCAGACACGGUUCUUCAACACCGAAAUGUGAUUCUUGCAUACGGGCUGGACUUCACCCUGGAUUCCUUUUUCUUCCGGGAAUUCAUUUUUGCCUUGGUAUUCAUUGCCUCUUACAAGGCAAAGUUCCACUCAUUUCCUGCCCAGUCGUACAACUCUAGAGCUUGCAAAAGUCGGCCACCUGGACUUUGCACAUCAAAUCACUUCCCUACCCAGAUCACCUGGGUAGCCGAAGGAAGAGUGGACUGGCCAAAAGGAUCCACUACUGGAGUUCAGCUCCUUGUCACUCACUUGGCGAGCGCCUCGCCCACUGAGACAAACUACUGGCAUGAGAACGUACUGAUCAGUCUUGUAUCAGUUACUGAUGGUGAGGCAACCGUGAGAGCUGCUAAAUGGGGCAUCGCCCAAGGAAAGACUCACUUCCAAAUCAACGUCCUUUCAUUUCUAGACUAUCGUCCUCUCACUUCUAGACUAUCGUCCUCUUACUUCCCUCACUUCUAG